Molecule: messenger RNA, 134 nt
Organism: Dentiscutata heterogama
Lineage: Eukaryota; Fungi; Glomeromycota; Glomeromycetes; Diversisporales; Gigasporaceae
Source: the annotation of a GenBank genome assembly
UCCCGAUUGAAAGCAGUAAGCACCGACAUAACACAAAUCUCAACCCAAUUAUUGAUAAAGUUUUAUCAGCAAAACGUGUGGAUGGUUUAGCUCGACUAUGGAUAAGCCGUGAGGAAAUAUUUAUAUACGAACAA